Messenger RNA from Zea mays, 1946 nucleotides. RefSeq lists its product as uncharacterized. Lineage: Eukaryota; Viridiplantae; Streptophyta; Magnoliopsida; Poales; Poaceae. Bases 666 to 1262 code for a protein of 198 amino acids. The record is from RefSeq and is a predicted model, not a curated record. The transcript has a single exon.
GAUUAAUGCCAAAGGGGGAGAAAAUAUUUAGCCCAAAGCAAAAGGACCGCACCACCACCAUUUGAAAUUUUUUUGAAAUGAAGUUUUAAUUGGUAUUUAUUUCAAUUAAUAUAUUCUCAAAUUAUUAUCUGGUAUCAAUUGGUAUCUAUAUUUCACUUGUUUUGUGAAUGUAAAAUUUCUAAUUGAUAUCUAUCUCAAAACCCUCUUGAAAACUAAGAGGAGAAUUUCAUUCACGAAGAGUUUUAUUUAGUCAAAGGAAAAGCAUUUGAAACAGGGGAGAAAUUUUAAAUCUUGAAAAUGCUUCUUGCAAUCUUAUUCAUAUACCUUUGACUAUUUGCAAAAAGACUUUUGAAAAGAUUUUUCCAAAAAGAUUUGCAAAAACAAAACAAGUGGUGCAAAUGUGGUCCAAAAUCUUAAAUAAAAGGAAAAAGCAAUCCAUUCAUACUCAAUGAGAUUUUCAAUUGGUUUAACUCCAAGCAACCUAUGCACAUUCCAAAUGCAAACUAGUUACAUUUCUGCACUUAUUAUUUGCUUUGGUUUAUGUUGGCAUCAAUCACCAAAAAGGGGUUGAUUGAAAGGGAAAUAGGGUUAACCAUUUCCUAUAAUUAAUUUUGGUGGUUGAUAGUCAACAUAAACACAUGGACUAACUAGUUUGUCUAGAAUUCAUGUAUUACAGGUGCAUAAGGUUCAACACAAACCAAGAAAAGAACAAAGUUAGGGACACAUUUUUAUUGGAGCAAAAGGACUUGAGUGUGCUGAAGAUUGGCGCACCGGACAGUGUCCGGUGCACCAGGCCGUACAACUUCAAACCAACCACUCUCGGGAAUUCUAGGGCGCGCUCCGCUAUAAUUCACCGGACUGUCUGGUGUGCCACUGGAGCAAUGGCUAUCUGUGCCAACGGUCGACUCUGCAAAGUUAACAGUGUCACGGCAGAAGUUAGAGCAGCAAAGUCAGAGAGCACCGGACUGUCCGGUGUGGCACCAGACUGUCCGGUGCCACAAGAGGACAAAGCUCCAACGAUCGACCCAGCUCCGAACCCUAACGGUUGGGUGACGGGUGGCGCACCGGACAAGGAACAGUGCCUGUCCGGUGGCGCACCGGAUUGCCAGCAGCCUCCCCAGCGGCUAUGGAAGUGGUUGGGGGCUAUAAAUAUCCCUCCAACCACCUCAUUCAUAACAAUCCAAGCAUUCCAAACAUCUCAUUCAAUACAAGAGCAAAAGACUCCACUCCAAGACACAUCAAAUAGACUGAAUCCUCUCUAAGUCUCCAAAUCAACUCAAUUCCAUUAGGGACUUGAGAGAUGCUGUUUUGUGUUCCUUGUUGCUCUUGUUGCUUGGCUUGGCCUUUUUCUUUUCCCAUUCUUAUUCUCAAGUGCUUUGUAAGCGAAGCAAGAGACACCAAGUGUGUGGUGGUCCUUGCAGGGUUUUAGUGACCCGUGAGAUUAAGGAAGAAGGCUCACUCGGUCUAAGUGACCGUUUGAGAGAGGGAAAGGGUUGAAAUAGACCCAGUCUUUGUGACCUCCUCAACGGGGACUAGGUUCUUUGGAACCGAACCUCGGUAAAACAAAUCAUUGUAUCACUCGCCUUGUUUCUUGUUUGAUUUGUUUUCCUCUCUCUUCAGACUUGAAUUUAAUUCUAACGCUAACCCCGUCUUGUAGUAUGUGUUUAAAGUUAUAAGUUUCAGGUUUCGCCUAUUCACCCCCUCUAGGUGACUUUCAAUUGCAAGGAGCAAAGACUUCACUCCAUCCACACUCAAAGCAUCAACUCCAUCUCCAAGUGCCAUAAUUGUGUUCAAGAAUCAUUAGUAAUUAGUACUUUGGAGAGACACAAGAGUGUGACAUUUUGAUAUUUUGUUGCUCUUUGGCUUGGUGUUUUGAUCGUGCUUUCUUCCUCUCUUUCUAAAUUCUCACUUGUAAAGCUAGCAAGAGACACCUAAUUGUGUUUUGA